Messenger RNA from Puntigrus tetrazona (Sumatra barb), 3083 nucleotides. RefSeq names its product copine I (gene cpne1). Gene Ontology annotation, cellular component: plasma membrane. The transcript is spliced from 17 exons. Gene Ontology annotation, molecular function: calcium-dependent phospholipid binding. The coding region runs from base 140 to 1744 and encodes 534 amino acids. NCBI's taxonomy places the organism in Eukaryota, Metazoa, Chordata, Actinopteri, Cypriniformes, Cyprinidae. Gene Ontology annotation, biological process: positive regulation of tumor necrosis factor-mediated signaling pathway; regulation of canonical NF-kappaB signal transduction; cellular response to calcium ion. The record is from RefSeq and is a predicted model, not a curated record.
GAAGCGUCUCGACUUUAAAUAUUUUUAAAAAGAUCAGUUAAGACAAAUAACUUCGUCAAGAAUUGAUUUUAAAUGAUUGCCGUCAGGAUUGGCUUGGGUAUCCUGUGCAUCUUGUAACGAAGCAGCACUUUUAAUACAGAUGGCCGCUCAGUGUGUGUCGAAGGUCGAGCUCUCCAUCUCUUGCAAUAAUCUUCUGGACAAAGAUGUUGGAUCCAAAUCUGAUCCGCUCUGUGUUCUGCUGCAGAGUGUCGGGGAUGACAAAUGGUCAGAGGUGGAACGCACAGAGAAAGUAAAGAAUUGCCAGGACCCCCAGUUCUCAACAAAACUUCACAUUGACUAUCACUUUGAGAAGGUGCAGAAACUAAAGUUUGGCGUCUACGAUAUAGACAACAAGUCUGUUGACCUCAAGGAUGACGACUUCCUGGGAGGCUUUGAAUGCACCCUUGGACAGAUUGUGUCUAGUAGGAAGAUUACCAGACCUCUUCAGCUCAAGGCAGCAAAACCAGCUGGGAAAGGCACAAUAACAAUCACAGCCGAUGAGGUGAAAGACAACAGGGCUGUUGUGAUGGAAGUAGAGGCCAAAAACCUGGAUAAAAAGGAUUUGUUUGGAAAGUCUGAUCCAUUCUUGGAGUUUUUCAAGCAAGAAGAAGAUGGGAAGUGGCAGCUAGUUCACAGGACAGAGGUCAUCAAGAAUAAUUUGAAUCCAUCUUGGAAAAAGUUGACUGUUUCCUUGCAUACAUUCUGCAGUGGCGACCUGAAUAAACCCAUCAAGGUUCAUUGUUCUGAUUAUGAUAGCGAUGGCUCUCAUGAUCUCAUUGGUGUGUUUCAAACUAAUGUGUCAGAUCUGCAGAAAGCAGUUCAUGGCUCCCCGGUUGAGUUUGACUGCAUUCAUCCAGAAAAGCAAAAGAAGAAAAAGAGUUAUAAAAACUCUGGGGUCAUCAGGAUUAAGUAUUGCAAGCUUGAGGCGCAGUAUUCAUUUCUGGAUUAUGUGAUGGGAGGUUGCCAAAUUAACUUCACGGUGGGCAUUGACUUCACUGGCUCUAAUGGAGACCCCCGCUCUCCUGACUCUCUGCACUAUCUCAGCCCUAAUGGCGUGAACCAGUAUCUGUCGGCCAUCUGGUCUGUUGGCCAGGUAGUCCAAGACUACGACACUGAUAAACUUUUCCCAGCAUUUGGAUUUGGUGCUCAAGUGCCUCCAAACUUCCAGGUAUCCCACGAGUUUCCAUUGAACUUCAACCCUGAUAGCCCGUAUUGCCAAGGAGUGCAAGGCAUUGUGGACGCCUACCGCAUGAUUUUGCCUCAAAUUCGUCUCUAUGGACCCACCAACUUCUCCCCCAUUAUUAAUCACGUUGCCCGAAUUGCAGCCGGAGCCGCCCAGCAGCCAAAUGCGGCACAAUACUUUGUGCUGUUGAUCAUCACUGAUGGAGAGAUCACUGAUCUCGACCAGACCAGGCAAUCCAUCGUGAACAGCUCCAAGCUGCCCAUGUCCCUCAUCAUUGUGGGUGUUGGUGAGGCAGACUUUAAGGCCAUGGAGUUUUUGGAUGGGGACAAUGGAGUUCUCAAAUCUGUGAACGGAGAACCGGUGGCCAGAGAUAUUGUGCAGUUUGUGCCCUUCAAGCAGUUUGCCAGUGCUCCUAAAGAAGCGCUUGCUCAGAGCGUUCUAGCCGAGGUGCCAAACCAGCUGGUGACAUACUUCAAAAUGAGAAAUCUGGCUCCUGUUAACCCUCCUUCACCUGUCAAGUAGACCCAGGUUUGCGCUAGACUCUAACUCAAUUCCUGGAGUGUCACAGCUCUCUAACCAGCUCCAAAACACACAUGCUUGGAAGUUUUUAGUGAUCCUAAAGUCUUUGAUUAGCUGGAUCAGGUGUGUUUGAUUAGGGUUGGAGCUAAACUGUACAGAGCUGUGGCCCUCCCGGGAAUUGAGUUUGAGAGCAAUACGCUAGAAAAUGAAUUAUAGGUAUAUAAAAAAAUAGAAUUAGUGUUAGAGUUAGUUAGAAUUAGUGUGGGUCACCACUAGAGGGAACCACAGCUCUGUUAACGGAAGCACUGUGGCGGCGUUGAACUCUUUCGAAUACCACUUGCCUUCACUUAUAUUUUCCUUUUUAUAUAUUAUGCAAAUCAUUUUCAUUCUUUCAUAUCUUUCUUUUAACUUCCAAUAUUGUUAUUCCUCAUUUUACAUAAAUGUUUUUUUACAGUUCUAUUUCUCUAUAUUGUUCCAUAUAUUUUUGUAUUGCUGUUUAUGAAUACAGAUGCCUUGAGUUUCUUAAGCCAAUAUUUGAAAUCACUUUUAGGCCUUGCUCUGCUUUUUGAUGUAGAUGUAUGCAAUAUCAAUCAGGAAUGCCGAUUUUAUAAUAUUUCCAGCACUUUCUGCAGUAUAGUAUUUGUCCGAAAAAAGGCAAAUGUCUCAAACUCAUAAACCACUAUGCUGCAAUUAAUAAUCAUGUUGCCAUAAUAGAGUAGCUAUAACAUUACCAAAGAAAUUGCUGCAUGUUUUUCACUAGCAAACAAAAGCCGUCAGAAGCUACUAUCUUUGAGAGUUGUUUUGCCAAUGUUGUUGUUUUGACCAAUCUGUGCUGAGGAUCAUUAUUUAGUUUGAAUUUGAGUAGAAUGGGAUACUGGUUUACUGGUGUAAAGAUGUAGAUUUGGACCAUAGAAUGCCUUAUCUGGUUUUUUUUGUUUUGUUUUUUUGAAGAUUUUGUACAUUUGUGUCAAAUAAUGUUUUAAAAAUCCAUAUGGAAUGACAGAAGUAGUGCUGUUAAUUUGAUUUAUCUUAGACAAAUGUUUGCACCUUAAUCGCACAGUAAAGUUAAUUGCACUUCUACACUAAAUCUUGAUUUUAGUCAUGUACGCUUGCGCUUGCCACGAGUAGCCUUAUGGGACAAUUAUCUUGUUUAAAAAAUCUUUUCAGUCUAAUGAUUUGAAGGGAAUGGGAUCAUAAUCAUAUCAUGGAUGUGUUUUGCCCCUUAUGAAAUAAUGUUUACACAGCAGUAUGUUCUUCAGAAGCCAUUGUCACUUAGUUACAGCAGUUUUGGUUUAAAAUAAAACUGUCAAAAAUAAAAUAAAAUUGCCUUGUUAACACACAA